AUGUCCUUCUUCGACGGGAUCCCGAUGGCCGCCCCGAUCGAGGUGUUCCACAUGAACAACCUCUACCUGCAGGAGACCGAUCCCAACAAGGUCAACUUGACGAUUGGAGCCUACCGCACCGAAGAGGCGAAACCCUGGGUGCUGCCCGUCGUCCGCACCGCCGAGGCCGCCCUCGCCGCCGACCAGACGCUCAACCACGAAUACCUGCCGGUGCUCGGAUUCGAGCCCUUCUCCAAGGAGGCCACCAAGCUCGUCCUCGGCGCCGACUCGCCAGCCAUCAAGGAGGAUAGGGUUAUCGGCGUGCAAUGCCUCUCGGGCACCGGCUCGCUGCGCGCUGGCGCAGAAUUCUUGGCCCGCGUCCUUGGGCUCAAGACUGGAUACUACAGCAACCCGACAUGGGGCAACCACGGGCUCGUCUUCACCAACGCCGGCUUCACCCAGCUCGGCCAGUACACCUACUGGGAUCCCGUCAGCAAGCGCGUCGACAUUGAGAAUUUGUUGAAGGACCUCGAGGCGGCGCCCCCGAAGUCGGUGAUCAUCCUCCACGGCUGCGCCCACAACCCCACCGGCAUGGACCCCACGCAGGAGCAGUGGAAGCAGAUCUGCGAGGUCAUGAAGAGAAAGAACCUGUUCACCUUCUUCGAUAUUGCCUACCAAGGGUUCGCGUCCGGCGACCCGGACGCCGACGCGUGGGCCAUCCGCUACUUCAUCGACCAGGGCCUCGAGAUGGUCAUCGCCCAGUCGUUCGCCAAGAAUUUCGGCCUGUACAACGAACGCGUCGGCCACCUGACCAUCAUCGUCAAGGACAAGGCCGUCAUCCCGUCGUUCAAAUCCCAGAUGCAGCUCAUCAUCCGUGCCAACUGGUCGAACCCGCCCGCCCAUGGUGCCAAGGUUGUACACAAGGUGCUCUCCGACCCGGUCCUUUGCCAACAGUGGCACGAUGCGAUUAAGACGAUGUCCAGCCGAAUCCGCGAGAUGCGCGCCGCCCUCCGCGAACACCUCGAGAAGCUCGGCACGCCCGGCACGUGGGACCACAUCACCCAGCAGAUCGGCAUGUUCUCCUACACCGGAUUGACAGCUGACCAAGUCAACCACCUUGUCGAGAAGCACAAGGUCUUCCUCCUCAAGGACGGUCGCAUCAACCUCUGCGGGCUUAACACGAAAAACGUCGAAUACGUCGCCAAGGCGUUCGACGAGACGGUGCGCAACGUGAAGAGCCACAUC
Molecule: messenger RNA, 1224 nt
Organism: Mesorhabditis spiculigera
Lineage: Eukaryota; Metazoa; Nematoda; Chromadorea; Rhabditida; Rhabditidae
Source: the annotation of a GenBank genome assembly